Messenger RNA from Drosophila gunungcola (fruit fly), 2547 nucleotides. It is a transcript of the gene inc, whose product is annotated as BTB/POZ domain-containing protein KCTD5. Gene Ontology annotation, biological process: protein homooligomerization; proteasome-mediated ubiquitin-dependent protein catabolic process. Gene Ontology annotation, molecular function: cullin family protein binding. The transcript has 5 exons. The record is from RefSeq and is a predicted model, not a curated record. Gene Ontology annotation, cellular component: Cul3-RING ubiquitin ligase complex; cytoplasm. Lineage: Eukaryota; Metazoa; Arthropoda; Insecta; Diptera; Drosophilidae. The coding region runs from base 347 to 982 and encodes 211 amino acids.
UUAUAUCGAUUUCUCAUAAGACUUGUUAUCGCCAUCAACCCUUGUUUUCAUUAGUAAAUUUACAUUUUUUUAGUCCGACCAGCAAAUUAACUAAAAGAAAAGCCACUAAAGCCAGAAGCUAAGUGACCCCAGAGCGGCAAGGCAAAGGCAAAGGAAAAGCAUGAGCUGAGGCUGAGGCUGAGACCGAUACCCAUCGCAAGCGAAACCAAGGGCAGUCAGUGGUCCAGCCAGCGACACGGAAGCCACCACUCCAGGUAGGACCCACGCCUCCGCAGGAGCAGCAUCGGCAGCAUCAGCAGCAGUAGAAAAAAAGAGCACCACCACCAGCAUCGCCACCACCACCACCAUGAGCACCGUGUUCAUCAACUCCCGCAAGAGCCCCAAUGUGCUGAAGAAGCAGGGCACCGACCAGUGGGUCAAGCUGAACGUGGGCGGCACCUACUUCCUCACCACCAAGACGACGCUCUCACGUGACCCAAAUUCCUUCCUCUCCCGCCUGAUUCAGGAGGACUGCGACUUGAUAUCGGACAAGGACGAGACAGGCGCCUACCUGAUCGACAGGGACCCCAAAUACUUUGCGCCCGUGCUCAACUAUCUGCGUCACGGCAAGCUGGUGCUCGAUGGCGUCUCCGAGGAGGGCGUGCUGGAGGAGGCUGAGUUCUACAACGUCACGCAGAUGAUAGCUCUGCUGAAGGAGUGUAUCCUGCACAGGGAUCAGCGACCGCAUGCGGACAAGAAACGCGUGUACCGCGUGCUGCAGUGCCGCGAGCAGGAACUGACCCAGAUGAUCUCAACGCUGUCAGAUGGCUGGCGGUUCGAGCAGCUGAUCAGCAUGCAGUACACCAACUACGGGCCCUUCGAAAACAAUGAGUUCCUGUGCGUGGUCUCCAAGGAGUGCGGCACGACAGCCGGGCGAGAGCUGGAGCUCAACGACCGGGCCAAGGUCCUGCAGCAGAAGGGAUCGCGAAUUCUUGGAAUUUAAAGGCGUUGUAUGUAUUUAUACGCAAUCCCUAAAAACUAAAUCCGAACUCCCCGUCAUCAACAAACAACUAACAACUCAUUCCCGAUCGGCAACACAAUCAGAAACAGCCACACCGACACAACACCAAUUGGAUGCAGCCCAGGAAGUCAUAGCCACAUCAGCCAGCUCCAGCCACUGCACAGCAGAUCAGUCACCCAACACAGCCACAGCCACAACCACACCACACACUGGAUACACCACACGAGAUCAGAUCAAAGCCAGACUCACACAGAUCACCCACCAAGAUCAGCUGGAAUCACCCAAGCAGAGACUACGCAUUAUGCAUCGUUUGCAUUCGAUACAAAGUUAACAGGUACCACUGCGAUUAAAUCUCGCCUCGGUGCCGUUGUGCGCUUGGCUUGGCUAAUUGCAGCACUGUGUGCGGGCGUGCAUGUGUUCAACUUAUAGUAGACCAGAUAGACCCGACUACGCGACAACCAGCCAUGCUUCGAUGCGCUUCGAGUUUCAGCUUCGCUUAGAGAGGAUGGCACGCUUAAACCAGCCACCUCAGACAGCUGGGGCACUCAUUAAGCUAGGGAUAUACACAUUAACGGGAGUUUUUAGGGUUAGUCUUAGUAGUUUUUAUCGUGCUUACAAUAACAGCCCCGAUGACGCAGCGGACACUUCGCUGGAGCAGUCGCGAUUCCGAUUCCGAUUCCCUUGGUUAAGCAAUAGACUUACAGUACCUACACUAGGUUCGAGCUGCAUUUACGAGUCCUGUGUCCGCGUCCCUGUCCCCGGAAUUUAGAAAGCCGAAUAAAGCCAAUGGUUUUGCGAUUCAAGCGUGUGAGUUCCGUUUUGUGUAGACCCGGUUUUACUACCUUGAGCUUUAAAUCAAGCAAAGCAAAGAUAUCACCUUAAGGAAAUCAAUUGAAUCACGACUGAAAUUAUGUGAACUUGCACUUAAAGAAAAUACAUACAAAUUGAUAGUGGGGAGCCAUGUAAAAUGAGAAAUAUUAAGCGAAAAACCUAAUCGGCGACGUUUUGUACAGACAGGCAUGAUAUCUAUAAUACGAUAAGUACAUGAAUGUAUAUAAUUUUAAAUAGUUACUAAUUUAUACACGAAAAAGAAAACAGAAAACAAACAAAUUGAUAAUGAUCCAGAACGUCGCCACCUACUCGUACCCAUUUUGUAUCCAUUUUGACUUAUUUUACGUGCACGGCAGUCGAAGUGCAGAUUAUAUAGACUAUAACUUAUGCUUACGAGGAUUUACACUAGCAAGUAGAAGUACCGCAGCGCCCGAGUAUGCCGGACGCAGUGUCUGGCACUUAGCAAUACAGAAAAAGGCAACUGCAAGUAAUAUACAGACACGGCAACAAAUUGCUAAAGAUAAUACGAUAACCUAACCCCCUACUGUAACCCCAUAAGGAUGUACUCACCCCGAACCCGAACCCGCUCUGUACCCUAGUUACAGUCGCAGCUGCAGCUGGUGCUGGACCGGAUUACCCCCUGUCCAGGCCGUCUGGACAAUCCCUCACACACAAUAUAAAUAUAUAUGAAUAAACUUGGAUCCCUUUUUUAAAAA